Messenger RNA from Selaginella moellendorffii, 2687 nucleotides. Its product is annotated as probable WRKY transcription factor 39. NCBI's taxonomy places the organism in Eukaryota, Viridiplantae, Streptophyta, Lycopodiopsida, Selaginellales, Selaginellaceae. Bases 1160 to 2449 code for a protein of 429 amino acids. The transcript is spliced from 3 exons. Gene Ontology annotation, biological process: regulation of DNA-templated transcription. Gene Ontology annotation, molecular function: DNA-binding transcription factor activity; sequence-specific DNA binding. The record is from RefSeq and is a predicted model, not a curated record.
CGGGCCGUUUAAAAACACACGGAAACGCAUGGCGACAAAACAAACGAUUUGGAAAAUGGGGGGAAUAUUUGUUACGAGAGGAAGAGAAGCCGUACGGACGGACACGGCAACGGCCCGUCAGAGGCCCGCGAUCCCACCGUCAAAGCCGGUGCGAUCUGGGCCGACCAAAAUUCCCUGCGUUGGGCGGAAAGAAGUCGAUCUCUCUUCCUUCCAAGUUCCAAGUGAAGUGUCUGUUGUCUGUGACUUACAUGGUUCUCUGUGCGCUGUGUACUAAGUUCCUCGCACUGCUACUGCGCGCUGUGCUCGCUGGAUUGGAUCGAUCGCCCCCUUUCCUAUCCAUUUACCCAUUGGGUCCGGGGGAUCGCAUAGCACAGCACGCGACGCGAGGAGGAGAGAGAGGAGGGAAGGGGGAAUUGACGAAGACGAAGGGGGGAAUCCAGGCUUGCACGCUUGGUGGGCGAUGACGAGUGCUUGAUGGGCUCGAUUCUUCGGCUGCUGUGCGUGGUGGGUUCUUCGCAAAUUCCAGGGAUUUGCUCCGUUUGUCACGCAGGGGUCGAUCAGUGAGGGGAAAGAGGAAGAGUGUUUUGGAAGAGGAAAAGAAGGGCCGUUUCUUAUCGUCACAUUGUCGUUUGUGGGGCACGCCACGGCACUUUGGUUCUUCUUCACCUUCCUUCUUUCUUCUUUUCUCGCGUCGCCCCUACUGUGGAUGAUUGACGACUGCUUCGUCGUCGUCAUCUAGGAGCGCUCUAGUCGCGGCUGAGACUGUCUCGUCUUUAAAUUCCUCCCUUGCUUCGCCCCUUCUUCUUGUUGUUCCUUCCUCUUCUUCUCCGUCCUCUCAUCUUCUUCAACCUUCUGCCCCUGUCGGAGCGAAGAGAUCCCAGAAGCAGCGUGCCGCAGCUUCUCAAUCGCUUCACGUGCUUGACUUUGUACAAUCGAUCCAAUCCUAGCUACCUGCUGCUCUUCCACGAACAAGUCGUCCUCGAUACUGCCAAAUCCCAGGGGUCGAAUUCAAGUCCAAAACGUCCUCGAGAGGAUGGCGUGUCGACUAAGUGGAGGGUAAGCGCCCCCCUCUUCCUUUCUCUCUCCAAAGCGUGUCCAUGGGUAGCUGAUCGGAUCGAUCGUCUUUCCUUGCGAUCGAAGCAUAAGAGCAUUAGAGGGAAUGGAAGUUCUUCAGUACAGGUGCUCGUCCGAGAGAGACCGGCAAAUCGAGGAGGCGGCCAGGUCGGGGCUGGCAAACGUCCAGGAGCUCCUCCAGUUCCUGGCCGACCAGCAGCGCCACCGCAAAGACGAUGGCGAUUCCUCCUCCGCCUCCUCGCUCAAGCUGGGCUUGAAUCCAGAGGGCAGCGCCGCGGCCUCGUCGGCCAUCGCAAGCUUUCGAAAGGUGUCGAGCUUGCUGGGAAGGACCAAAGGCCAUGCAAGGUUCCGAAAGGGGCCCAAGGGACAGACAUCGUCUCUGGCGGGAUACGAGCAUGCAUUCGUGGACUCCUCCAGCGCCGCCGGCCACUACCGCCCGAUGAAGCAGCAAAUCCAUCCCGAUGAAAUCCACCAUCGCCAUCUCUCCCAGCAGCAUCAAGCUGGCGGACCAUCCUCGUCCACGGAUUUGAGCCUCCGGCAGCAAAACGCUCUGGCGGUGGCAAUGCACAGGCGAGCGGUGGAGGAAGAGAGGCACAGAUUGAUCCAGCAGCAGCAGCAGCAGCAGCAGGCCGAGAUGAUGUUCCAGGCCAAGAAAAACCAGGUAUUCAACCUGGAGAAUUCGAUGGGAUCGCGCUCGUAUAUGUCGUCGCUAAGCAUGCAGCAGGAUCAUCACCACCUCCACCACCAUCCUCACGCAAUCAGCAACAACAACGCCGUUACCAACAAUGCCACGACAAGCAGCGGUGACGUAAAAGCUGGCUCGUUAUUUGGGCUGCUCCCACCGAUGAGCCAGAGCAAUGGCUCCAACGUUUCCAGGAGGAAGUGCGUGGGAAAGCAUGAGGAGCUCGGUAUCAAGUGUGCAACGCUCAAGUGCCAUUGCUCCAAACGGCGGAAGCUGAGGGUGAAGAGGACCAUCACAGUUCCUGCAAUCAGCAACAAGCUGGCCGAUAUUCCUCCGGACGAUUACUCUUGGCGAAAGUAUGGACAAAAGCCAAUCAAGGGCUCUCCGCACCCAAGGGGGUAUUACAAGUGCAGCAGCAUGAGGGGAUGCCCGGCCCGGAAGCACGUCGAGCGAUCCCUGGAAGACCCUUCAAUGUUGAUCGUGACUUAUGAAGGCGAGCACAAUCACACGAGAAACAACAAUAGCAACAACACCACCACCACCAACAAUAACAAUGCUAACAUCAACACCAUCGCCACCACCACCACCACAACCACAUCCAACUACAACAACAGCAACAAUGGGAUUGUCAGUGCUAAUGGAGCUGGUGUUGCCAGUGCUGCCGCUGCUCCUAGUUUGGUGACUCACUCCUGAUUCUUUUCUUUUUCGUUCGGUUUUUCCUCUUUAGAUUUUGCCUGCUUAGGUGAUUAGCUCGUACUGAUUUGAAAACUUGUCUAAGCUGCUCAAGGACAAGGAAUGACAACUAACCUCCUGUCUCUUUGGCAUCCCAUCUGUGUCGUGCCUCAUGUCUCUCUGGGACUAAACGAUGUUUAUCAUAAUACGUACUGUAAUCAGGUUAAGAGUGAAAAUGACAAAAUUGUUUUUAUUGACA